AUGAGAUACGGCACAGUGGAACAUAGACAUUGUGAAUCGAUGUUGGUGUCCAUAACAUCGUUUCAGAAGGCAGUUGACGUGGCGUCCAAUGAAGGAUGUAAAUUUGAUGUUGGCGGCACAAGAAUAAAAAGGCUCACAUACUCACAAAAACCCAAAAUUAAUCGUCUUCAUCGAGAAACCCUAAGUCAUGUUACGCCGUCUUCCGCGUUGGUGGCACGGCUAUCCUCCUCUCAAACCGUCCCUCCGAUCAUCACAAUUGCAAAUGCAAACUCCUCCACACCGUACACACAAACAUAUCGAGUUCCGACCUUUUCGUACAAUUGCAUCUUUCAGGAAGAAGAAGAAGUCGGGAUAAGAGGCGUCACCAUUAUCGAAGACCUUUUCAAAAUUGUAUCCAUUGUCAUCAGAUCGAGCGUAACUACGCUCGAUAAGAGAAUCCUUCCGUUGCAGAAAACUCUAGGGCUUGAUGAGACCGCCAUGGAACCUUCUAGAAUGUCGUUGUACAGGUUGGCAACACCUCGGUCGUUAUCGACAUUUACGUGA
Lactuca saligna is the source of this 543-nucleotide messenger RNA. The record is from the annotation of a GenBank genome assembly. NCBI's taxonomy places the organism in Eukaryota, Viridiplantae, Streptophyta, Magnoliopsida, Asterales, Asteraceae.